Arthroderma uncinatum is the source of this 1596-nucleotide messenger RNA. Its product is annotated as bZIP transcription factor CpcA. Gene Ontology annotation, biological process: regulation of DNA-templated transcription. Lineage: Eukaryota; Fungi; Ascomycota; Eurotiomycetes; Onygenales; Arthrodermataceae. The record is from RefSeq and is a predicted model, not a curated record. Bases 1 to 1596 code for a protein of 531 amino acids. The transcript has 3 exons. Gene Ontology annotation, molecular function: DNA-binding transcription factor activity.
AUGACUUCAUCCGACCUCGGACGAGGAGUCGGGUCGCUCGAUAGGGAAGGCGGUGGCCUUUACUGCCGCGCCCGCCCGCCCUUUUCGUCUUUUUUUAUAUAUCGCAACCUCGCUUCUUCUCUCUUCCUCCAUCUUCACUUCCACACAUCCCCAUACACAUACACACAAGAGACACAAAACACGCGAUAUCAAGUACAGAUAUCACUGAACAAGCCCCCAGACGUAACCAUACGCGCCUACACUGAACUCGAUCUUCUCUCAGACCUGCAAGAUGGCCUUCUAGACGCUGGCUCAAGCUCGCCCGGUCUCUCUUCUCAAGAGACAUCCAAGUUGGAUUCCCACGCCUAUACCCUUUUCGCUUCCUCAACCGCCCCUUCAGAGCCUCCUAACGGACCUCUGAACGCAUCUCCCGAUUUGUCUCGUGCAAACGCCGCGUUCUCAACAACCUUCACCAUUCCCCAGUUCGACUCCACGUCGUUCACCACGGAUAACCAACGCCCAUCAUGGCCUACCCAACCCCAGCCCUCUCAGCCUCCGGCUUCAAACAAUCACCAGUCAAGCUACAACGACAGCGGCAAUAUCCUCUCGCCAGACUUCCUGCUCUUUCCGACAGAUCCGCAGCCUCCCCAGACAGCACAGCCCAAGAGUUGGCCUGCGAGAGAAGCCUACUUGAACUCGACUUUGACUACCCAUAGAUCGCGCGCCGCGACUGCUGCCUUGCCUAGACGUCUUGUGAACAGCAACAAUCAGGCAGCCACUUAUUCGCCUAUCGCACAUUCUCGUGUUCGUUCUAUUGCACAUUCUCCUCGCCCACCAGUGCCGUUGUUCUCGAAUCAGCAGUAUCCGUCUCAGACUCGUCCGCAGCAGCGUCCUCGCGUUAUGUCGACCCCAAAUAUGUCGGGGGAUGUUGGUGACCUCCUUGACUUCACCUCCUUUGAUAUGACCAACGAAGAAAUCAUCAACAUGGAAAUGCAAUCCUACACUCCCAACCUCAGGGAGGCGCCAAAGACAGUUUCUCCCCAGGAACUGAUGUUGGAUGCCUCCUGCCCACCUUCCACCUCCUUCACCGACCUAAGCACGCCCUCCUUCGAGUCUCCUGGAACCUUCAGCCAUGAUACAUCCCCUCUCUUCGAGAACUUGGACGAUAACCUGCCAGGCCACGAGGGAUGGACUUCACUCUUCCCUGGUGACGCAAUGCAUCUCCCGGAAGAAGUCGUCGAAACUCCAGCCUUUGUCGCAACUCAACCCACACCUCUGCCCAAACAACAAGUCUUUGCUUCGCCUGCCACCCGUGCCGAAAACUUUCCAAAAGAAUCACCUCGUCUCAACGCUCGUCCGGUUUCGUCCCGUCACUCAUCUGUGUCUGGAGUCUCCAAGCGAGUUCGCGAGAAAGCCGCCCUGCCACCAAUCACUGUCGAUCCAACUGAUCCCGUUGCAGUCAAGAGGGCCAGAAAUACUGAGGCAGCCAGAAAGUCCAGAGCACGAAAAGUAGAGAUGCAAGAGUCGCUUGAACGCCGAAUUGCAGAGUUGGAGAGCGAGUUGGAGCGAGCCAAGGCGGAAACCGAGCACUGGAAGGGUGUUGCUGGUGCUAGCUGA